Messenger RNA from Temnothorax curvispinosus, 1117 nucleotides. RefSeq lists its product as uncharacterized. Gene Ontology annotation, biological process: regulation of transcription by RNA polymerase II. Gene Ontology annotation, cellular component: transcription regulator complex; nucleus. Bases 51 to 1052 code for a protein of 333 amino acids. The record is from RefSeq and is a predicted model, not a curated record. NCBI's taxonomy places the organism in Eukaryota, Metazoa, Arthropoda, Insecta, Hymenoptera, Formicidae. The transcript has 4 exons.
GUUUUAUUUAACCUCAUCGAUUUAACGUGUUAUUAUUCUCAGUAUACACGAUGCAAGUCGAUGAAUGUAUUAUUGAACUUGUGAGAGAUAGUAAGUGUCUCUACGAUAAAAGAGAUGAAAACUACAAAAACACCGCAAAGAAAAAAAAAGUAUGGACUGCAAUAAGUGAAAAAUUAAAACAUUCGUUGGGAGUCGAUAUUCCAGCUCAAAACAUUGAGAAACGAUGGUCAAGUUUAAGGAACAUGUUCAAUCGAGAACAUAAAAAGCAAAGUCUACCACCAUCGGGAUCCGGCUAUAAGCCUUCAAAACCAUGGGACUUGUAUCAGAAUUUAUUGUUCUUACUCCCACAUAUUGCUCACAGACGCACAACAACAUCAUUUUUACCUAUUCCUUCUGUGAAUCCCUCAGUCGAAGAAAAUGCCAGUGAUUGUACUGUACAGGAUGAGGAUGAUAAUAACGAAUAUGAUCCUACUGCUUGGGAAUUUUAUGAAGAUGUUGAUGCAUCACCGGAAAUAGCUGAUGAAAUUGAAGUAGAUGACGUAUACACGAGUACUUCUAGUGCAAGUUCUUCUAGCUGUACCGUGACGCCUGUAUCAUCGGUUUCCUUAAGUGGCACCUUUGGCAACAGAAAACCCUUGCAACCAAUUAACUGUAGUAACCAAGUCACCAGAAAUACAUGCGAGAAACUUUCCAAUCCAAUUUUUUCUAAAAACCGCAGUGGUACAUUUACUUCAUCGCUUGCAAAAAAUUAUAGCUCUUUCGGUAAAAGAAAAUUUUCUGUACCUCCAGCGGACCAAUUCGCGAAGAAAAAGGUAAUAAAACGCGAGUUGCUCGAAAAAGAACUCGACAAUGCGACAUCGUUGAUAUCAACAGCAGUCACAACUAUGACUUCUCGUGCAAACGAAGAAAAGCCUAAAGAAGAAGGUUUCAGUAUUAUUGAGAAGGGUUUAAAUAAAGUUCCAGAAAAAAAUAAAAUUCAAUGCAUAAUUGAACUACUGCAGGUCAUACAAAAGUUCACGCCAGUUAACGCAGUAAACACGAAGGAACAGUGAACAGUUCACGAACAGUAAAGUGCUCAGCAAACACCAAGUAACAUGUAAUUUAUAGUUAAUUAUAA